Molecule: messenger RNA, 1930 nt
Organism: Musa acuminata AAA Group (dessert banana)
Lineage: Eukaryota; Viridiplantae; Streptophyta; Magnoliopsida; Zingiberales; Musaceae
Product: protein DETOXIFICATION 40-like
Exons: 7
Coding region: 106-1671 (521 amino acids)
Biological process (GO): xenobiotic detoxification by transmembrane export across the plasma membrane
Cellular component (GO): membrane
Molecular function (GO): xenobiotic transmembrane transporter activity; antiporter activity
Source: RefSeq, a predicted model, not a curated record
CGACUCUCUAUGUACAUGCUGUUCUCAUAUGCUCCGUCGCAUUUACUUUCGGUGAUUAGGUAGAGCGAGGCAUCCCAUCCUCCCUUUUCGACAGUGUCAUAUAGGAUGGAUUCUGCUGCCACGCUCUCCUCCCCUCUGUUGUCCCCCGCCGGCGACGACGACGUUGACCAGCCCCUGCCGCCGUCGACGCCUCCGGCCAUGGCCGACGAGGGCGAGGCCCACGGAGCCAGCGGGCAGCUGGAGAUCGUGCUGAACGACGCGUCCAUCCCAUGGGCUCGCCGCAUGUGGCUGGCCUCCCUCAUCGAGAUGAAGCUGCUGGUCUUCCUCGCCGCCCCCGCCGUGAUGGUGUACAUGAUCAACUACGUCAUGUCCAUGUCCACCCAGAUCUUCUCCGGCCACCUCGGCAACCUCGAGCUCGCCGCCGCCUCCCUCGGCAACACCGGCAUCCAAAUCUUCGCCUACGGCCUCAUGCUAGGAAUGGGGAGUGCGGUGGAGACGCUCUGCGGGCAGGCGUACGGAGCCCACAAGUACGAGAUGCUGGGAAUAUAUAUGCAGCGGUCGACGGUGCUGCUGAUGGCCACCGGCGUGCCGCUGGCGGUGAUCUACGCCUUCUCGCGGCCGAUCCUGGUGCUGCUGGGGGAGUCGCCGGAGAUCGCCAAGGCGGCGUCGAUCUUCGUCUACGGGCUGAUCCCGCAGAUCUUCGCCUACGCCGCCAACUUCCCCAUCCAGAAGUUCCUGCAGGCGCAGAGCAUCGUGGCGCCGAGCGCUUACAUCUCUGCGGCCACGCUGGCGGUGCACCUGCUGCUGAGCUGGGUGGCGGUGUACAAGAUUGGGCUGGGCCUGUUAGGGGCGUCGCUGGUGCUCAGCCUAUCGUGGUGGAUCAUAGUGGCGGCCCAGUUCAUGUACAUCGUCACCAGCCGGCGGUGCCGGUUCACGUGGAUGGGGUUCACCUGGCAGGCCUUCUCAGGGCUGCCCGAGUUCUUCCGGCUCUCCACGGCCUCCGCCGUGAUGCUGUGCUUGGAGACCUGGUACUUCCAGGUCCUGGUCCUCAUCGCCGGUCUGCUGGAGAACCCUGAGCUGUCCCUUGAUUCCCUUUCUGUGUGCAUGACAAUUUCCGGUUGGAUAUUUAUGAUCUCGGUUGGUUUUAAUGCUGCUGCGAGUGUACGUGUAAGCAAUGAGCUUGGUGCUGGCAAUCCAAAGUCGGCUGCAUUUUCGGUGAUCGUCGUGACCAUGAUGUCUUUCAUAAUAUCCGUUAUAGCAGCAGUAAUCGUCCUUUGCCUUCGGGACUACAUCAGCUAUGCCUUCACUGAGGGUGAGACUGUUGCUCGUGCUGUCUCUGAUCUCUGUCCCUUGCUUGCCAUCACCCUUAUCCUCAACGGUAUCCAGCCUGUGCUAUCUGGUGUUGCUGUUGGCUGUGGAUGGCAAGCUUUUGUGGCAUAUGUCAAUGUUGGCUGUUAUUACAUAGUUGGUGUCCCAUUCGGUUCUCUCCUUGGCUUCAAAUUUGGCCUCGGAGCGAAGGGAAUAUGGGGAGGUAUGAUUGGUGGAACUAUAAUGCAGACCCUUAUUCUGAUGUGGGUCACUUUCCGAACCGACUGGAACAAAGAGGUGGAAGAAGCUAAGAAGAGACUGAACAAGUGGGACGGCAAGAAGGAAGAGCCCCUUCUAUCCUAGCAAACCAGUGCUUGGAUACCUUUUGAUCUGUCAAGAUCAUCCUCUUUAUGGCACAUCAAGAUCCGAUCGAAGAAACCAGUUAGGUUCAGAUUAAAUGAUGUGUGUAUCUGAUGUAUUGAUGCAUUAAAGAAUGAGGUCGACGUGAUCUGCUGAGAGAUUGAGAGAGAGAGAGAGAGAGAGAUGCAUAAUUUAUUUGUGGUUAUUGUGACAUCAUUUCGUAUCUGAGCUCUAAAUCAAGUUCCAUAAAUCUUUGAGAUUA